Molecule: messenger RNA, 1511 nt
Organism: Pteronotus mesoamericanus
Lineage: Eukaryota; Metazoa; Chordata; Mammalia; Chiroptera; Mormoopidae
Gene: GFER
Product: growth factor, augmenter of liver regeneration
Exons: 3
Coding region: 240-863 (207 amino acids)
Biological process (GO): liver development
Cellular component (GO): mitochondrion
Molecular function (GO): flavin adenine dinucleotide binding; flavin-dependent sulfhydryl oxidase activity
Source: RefSeq, a predicted model, not a curated record
ACUCUGCCUCCUCCCGAGUGCGGGCCCCGGCUCCCAGUUCCACCUCCACGCUGGACCCCGCCUCCACGCGGGACUCCGACCCCAGUCCUAUCCCCAACCCGGCCUCCCCGCCCGAGCCUGCGGCAUGCGCGCCCGGCUCCUGUGGCCGCGCCCUGGCGGCUGCGCGCGCGCUGGCCUGGAGGCCGACGUGGAGAUCCUUCUGGAGGCCGAGCUGGCCCGGCAGCCACUGCGCGGGCAACAUGGCGGCGCCCAGUGAACGGGGGAGCUUCCGCGGUGGGAAUCUCUUCUCCUUUUUGCCCGGCGGCGCGCGCUCCGAAGCAAUGGAGGAUGUGGUGACGGACGCGCGCGGCCGGGGCGCGGGACGGAGAGAUACUGCCGCCGCCUCGGCCCCGACUCCAACCCCAGCGCCGACCCCCGACUCUCAGGUCCCCGAGGACAUCUCCCGGAGACGGCCCUGCCGUGCCUGCGUGGAUUUCAAGUCUUGGAUGCGGACGCAGCAGAAGCGGGACAGCAAGUUUAGGGAAGAUUGUCCUCAGGAUCGUGAGGAACUGGGCCGCCACAGCUGGUCUGUCCUUCACACUCUGGCUGCCUACUACCCUGACCUGCCCACCCCAGAACAGCAGCAAGACAUGGCUCAGUUCAUACAUUUAUUUUCCAAGUUUUACCCCUGUGAGGAGUGUGCCGAAGAUAUAAGGAAGAGGAUAUGUAGGAACCAGCCAGACACGCGUACACGGGCCUGUUUAACCCAGUGGCUGUGCCGCCUGCACAACGAGGUGAACCACAAGCUAGGCAAGCCAGACUUCGACUGCUCUAAAGUGGAUGAGCGCUGGCGUGACGGCUGGAAGGAUGGCUCCUGCGACUAGAGGGCGGCUAGCCGAAGACCAUGGGGCUCCCUGGCUAGAGAGGGGCAGGGCACUUAUUAAAGUGCAGCAGAGCCAGGGGCUGCUGUGUGUGUGUGUUGGGUGGUCCCCAGACACUGCCCAUAGGGCACUUUGCUUCUUAGGUCUCAGAUUGAAGUGGAGGUGCCUGCUGCAGGCACCCUGAUGGCCCCCUCCUCAGCCGAUGCCCUGUGGGACUGCAGGUUAAGGAAUAGGAACAGCCCAGGCUAUCCCUUCUGUUCUGGAUGCAGCCUCCUGCCCACCUCACACCCUGGUGCCCACUUCCCCACACAGGAAGGUGAUGGGGUUGGCUGGGCUCCCCUGUCCCACAAAACCUCAAUGACCUCAAGACCAGGUCAUUGUCUCCCAGGUGUGUAGCUAGGGACAACAGUGGUGACUGUAGACCCAGAGGCUGUGUGCUGUUUGUAAUUCAGGAAAGAGGCCUGGGGACUAAGCUUUCCACCCUCAGUCCCUAUAGGGAGAGAAAGCGCAGGCAGGGUUCUUCUCUGAGGGUCUGAACCUGCAGCCCAUUUUCUGUCUAGUACAUUGCCUUCUAGGCUUGUCAGAGGCUUCCUGGAGCCAGCUUCCUUGGAGCGUGAGACAAAAAUAAAAUGCUGAAGAAGUGACAGAGAA